This is a messenger RNA of Silurus meridionalis, 1725 nucleotides long. Its product is annotated as F-box only protein 5-like. NCBI's taxonomy places the organism in Eukaryota, Metazoa, Chordata, Actinopteri, Siluriformes, Siluridae. Gene Ontology annotation, biological process: negative regulation of meiotic nuclear division; regulation of mitotic nuclear division. Gene Ontology annotation, molecular function: protein binding. Gene Ontology annotation, cellular component: nucleus. The record is from RefSeq and is a predicted model, not a curated record.
UGCGCCGAGCUCUGAUUCGUUAGCGCGGUUUUUGACGCGAAAUUCAAACACUGCAGUAACUGGCGCUUUUUAGUCCUCAGUACAGUGAACGGAGUCCGGGCUCGAACGCGAAAAUCUUCUCUGCUGAAGCAGUGGACACUCAUUUAUACACUCAUUUUAAAUGAUUAAUUCUGUAGAAAAAAAAGCAGAAGUUUUAUUUUACAGUUUUGUGGAGCAGUGUAUAGGCCCAGAUAUGAAGUGCCUGACCCGCAGCAGAACUUCCGCCCAGAAAACGGAAACGAGCUCAGAGUUAAAGGAACGGAAACAGAGCGCGCCAUCUUUCUGUGUGGCCUCCUCCAUUUCUCCCUCCAUCCCUCAGUCCCUAAACAGUGACCCUACAGGACCUCAUAACAAGGAGAACUGUGAGGAGAACAAGUCAUGUGGUGUGGAUCUGCUGCCCAGUGAUGAUGUUCCUUUGAGCAGCUCGAGUCUAGCAGAGGACAGCGGAUACUUGUCUCUCCACAACAGCCAGCUCGAGCCCAGUGACAACGACCUGCCUUGUACAGAGACGCUGCAGAUCUGCGCAGAGGAAAAAGAGCGUGGACCAUCUCCACUCUAUUCCUCCUCAACCCCGAACUGCCUUCCUGUCCUGAAGUUCCAGGAGGAGGUAUGCAGACAGCUGAAGAAAGACUACAGGAAAACCCAAAGCUAUGAUUGGACCAUCAUUAAUAAGAUUGCUGAGUGUUACAACCUCCAGAACAUUAUUGGUACAAAGAUGGUCGAAUAUGUUGAUAUCCUUUGUGGCUUGUUAAAGAAGGACAUGAAGCACAUCCUGACCAGGAUCUUGGGUCUUCUUGGGGAUUGUGACUUGAUAAGCUGUAAAAAAGUGAGCAAGACGUGGCAGAUAAUCAUUCGCCAAGACAACCGGGCCGUUCAGAGAUGUAGAAAAGCCGAGCAAAUGCUACGGGACACUGGAAAGUCGACAGAGUCUUUAUCCAGAGACUUUGGGCUUAGCAGGGUGGUGUUUUCUUGCCUGCAGAAAGUAGCUUCUUCGACACCAAGAUCCAAACCCACAAAGACGACGCACAGCCAAACGGAUGCCACACAGAAUUCUGCCAAGCCAAGCCGCUUCGCAGAGUUUCACGAAGCUGCAAAAUCUCUGAAGGUUCACGAGGCGCUGAGGAGCUGUCGUGUCUGCGGUUCUCCUGCACGGUUCGACUCGGUCAUGAAAAGGGCGGUGUGUAUGAGAGCGAGCUGUGCUUUCGACUUCUGCUCACUGUGCCAGUCGGCGUACCAUGGGUCCACCCCCUGCCAGAGGGGCAUACUAAAGUCCUCUUCAUCACACUGCCAGACCUCACCUUUAGCAGGUUCUGCUCGCAGCAAACGCAGCAUCCGGCGCCUAUGAGUUAACUCCUAACCCAGGAAACACAAUUUGCACAGUCUUUAUUACUUUAAAAAAAAAAAACUUUUUAUGAUACUUUUAUAAUGUGGACUUUUUAUAUCUGUUCCUCAGUGUCUAAUCUGAAGUGAUGUAUGUCACAUUUUCUGUGCCUUUAGCAUAUGUUUGUAAAGUACUGAAUGCCAAAAGAAAAAAAGGAAGGAGAUGACCAGACAGCCUUCUCCACUGAUGCAAUACAAAAUUUUAUAUGCUUUUAUUUGUAAAUGUAUUAAUGAACUUUAUUUUUUUGUGCCUUGUCCAAUUGUAAAUAUUUACAUGGCUGAAUAAAGAAUCUCUAUUUUUUUUUA